ACCACAGUUGUUGGGUGGUGUUGGCUAUGUGUGGAGAACCUUUUUUUUUUUUUUUGAAAACCCACAUCGUCGAGGUCAGAUAGACUUAAAGCGGUCGUGUUUUCGUCUGGUGUGUUUCUCGUCUGCUGGUUUUGACAAGAAAUCAACCCCCUACACGUUUUCAGUUCGCCCACACACACGAAACAUCUUCAGACAUCACCAGACAAAGCCCACAUCUUUUGUAAUAGGCAGACUGGCGAUGACGUCGGAACAGUUCACAGGCCGGUAUUGAUGGCCCUGGAGGAAGAAGUCACUGAAGACGGAAUGGCUUCGACGUCGUCUUUGAAUAGUUCAAUUCAGUCACCACUGAAAGCUAUUGCGUCUGCCGUCUUUUCUUCUUCUUCUUCUUCUUCACCUCAGCCGCACGUCAAUGGAAGUUCGACCAUGACGACGACGCCCAAGCCCGUCAAGAAGGACAUCUAUCGGGGAGAAUGUCAACUCGAUGAUGCCGGUCGAAAUGGACAAGGCACCGUCGAUCCCGUUACGGUCAAAUCUGGCAGUUCCCGUCCGUGCAGUCUGCCGUGCUCGUUGAACAACAACAACAACAACAACGGCACCAAUGGAUUUUACAGUCCUUCGUCACCCGAAACGCCUGCCGUUCUACCCGAUGAAGAAGCAGCGCUUUUGGCUAAACUGGAGGAGGCAAAUAGGAUGAUCGAACUGGACAGCAAAUCGUUGAACUCGUUGGCAGGCACUGGAACUAGCAUCGCGUCUGGACAUUCACGCAAGAGUUCCGAUGCGUCGCAAAUUUCUUUGAAUUCCGGUUCCAGUGCCAACAGUCAGGAGGCACGUUCAGACGAUAAUGAAGAAGAUCAGUGGAGCCUUUGGGGCCGUUUGGUAGCCGACUGGUCCAAUACGUACAAGAAGCGCAAUGCCUACGUCAAAGACCUCGUUCGCAAAGGAAUCCCACAUCAUUUUAGAGGCGUCGUCUGGCCGCUUUUGUGCGGCGCAAAUGACUCGCCAGCCAAGUCGCAAUACGCCGAAUACAUCAAAGCCACAUCGGCCUGUGAAAAGGUGAUUCGUCGCGAUAUCGCCCGCACGUAUCCCGAGCACGACUUCUUCAAGGAGAAAGAUGGCCUGGGCCAGGAGAGUCUCUUUAACGUCAUGAAAGCCUACUCGCUGCAUGAUCGUGAGGUGGGCUACUGCCAGGGAUCUGCUUUUAUCGUCGGCAUCCUCCUGAUGCAGAUGCCUGAAGAGGAAGCCUUCGCCGUCGUUGUCAAAUUGAUGCAGGAAUAUCGAUUGCGAGAGAUUUUCAAACCUUCGAUGGCCGAACUGGGUCUGGUCUUGUACCAAUUAAAGAAUCUCGUCGAGGAAUUAAUACCCGAUCUCCACGCCCACUUCCUGUCGCAAAGUUUCGACACGAGCAUGUACGCCAGCAGCUGGUUCCUCACCCUGUUCAGCACUACGUUGACCCUUUCAGUGGCCUGCAGGGUAAUGGACGCCUUUUUGAUCGAUGGCAUGGAAAUCAUCUUCCGGCUUGCUGUGGCUAUUCUGAAUUUUGGCAAAGAAGACCUUCUCUCUCAAGACAUGGAAGGAAUGCUCAAGUACUUUCAAAAGGAAGUUCCGGCUCGAUUUGAUCCGUGCCCAGAUCCGCUGUUUGCAGCCGCCUACAACGUCAAAUAUAGCGCCAAGCGCAUGAAAAAGUGGGAAAAAGACUACACGGCCCUGAAAACCAAAGAGCAAGAGGAUCAGGAAGAAGUCCGGAGGCUAAGAGCCGAGAACCGCAUGCUGCGUCAGAAAGUAUCCAUGCUGGAAACGGAGUCAAGUGAACUGGCCGAACGGCUGGUACGCGGCCAAGUCAGUCGAGCCGAUCAGGAAGAGACAACGUUCCACUUGAAACGGGAGCUGGAAGCUUCCAGGCAACGUGACGCUGAGAAUAACGCUCAUUUACGUGAGCUCCAGCAACGUCUCAAACACAUGGAACAAGAGACCUAUUCCAGACAGUCGUCCCUAGAGGUGGAGGCAACGACUUCGCCGUCGCUGCAAGCCGAGCUGCUCAAGCAGAAGGAAGAGCUCAUCCAGUGCCUUCAAGAGCAGCUGAUUGGCGGACGUCUCCGCCAGGCCGAGAUGGAAGCCAUGAUCCGCGACAUGAAGAAUCAGCUCCACGAGCACGAAGAGGACAAGAAGCGACUGCGAGAAGCUACACCAGAUAAUGUAGUUUUGGCUUUGCAGGAAGAGCUGAUUGCCGUCAAGUUGCGCGAAGCCGAAGCCACUUUGGCCCUGAAAGAGCUCCGUCCUAAAAUUUCGGAAUUGAGUUCUCAAUGGCUUCGACAUCUGCAGGAUGAGCACACGGCCGAAAACCAACCGACUUCGCUCGAGUCCACUCCAAAGAAAUUACUGUUCUGGGAAAAUAAUAAAUCUUCGUCUUCUGGCGGUGGCAACAAGUCGGACGAGUUAAUGACCAUCAGACUACGGGAAAUGGAAGCCGUGACUGAACUGCGUGAGCUCAGGUUGCGUCUCAUGGAGCUGGAGACGCAAAAUCAAGUGCUGAGUAAUCAACUGAGGCGACAGGACGACGAAAUCAAGGCCUUGGUUGCCAAGACGGAGGCGUCAGAAAGGCUCGACAAGGAGCACCAGGCCAAGAUCAAAGAACACGAACGGAAAUAUGCCGACCUGGAGGCCAAGAUGAGAGAAGAUUCCAUGUUGGCUCGCAUUCACGAUGCCGAACACUCGCAACAUGUAGCUGAACUGAGCCAAAAGAUAUCGCAGCUUGAAAUGAAGAAUGAACAAAUGUUAACUGAAGGUGAAUUGAGUAUGGUUGAAGACAGCGACCGUGUCCGGGAACUUCAAGAUCGAAUUGGUGAUUUAAAAGCUGAGAUUCAAAGAUUAGAACACGUCAAUCGGAAACUGGGUGGGACUAACGGCUUUUCGAAAUUGGCCCAUCAACAGGAUGUGUCUGAUCCGUCCGAUGAUGACGAAGACAUGAGCAAACUGGAAUUGCGAUUCUCUCCAAGAACCUCGGUGGAAAAUCUAACGUCAUAAUCACACUCGAAUGCAUUUUUCUUUUCGUUACUUAUUUGUUUCGUGACAUAUGAAUACUCUUUUUUUUUGUCUGAGACUGUUAAUUUUAACUACAUGCAUCUUUUUUUCUGCUGGUGAGACAGACUAAAACAGUUUACAUUUCUUUUUUUUUCCUCCUUGCAUCGAAAUCGAUGAUUAAUUGUUUUCAUGUACUGUCACACAAACGUUGACUUCUUUUAAAAAGACAACAUUCCACUUGUGCGAAACUGUGAUUUCAAUGAAUUAUUCACUAUCGUGAAUUUUAUGCUACCGUCUCACUCAUCCAUCACCUGUACUUUUUCUCAUUGGCUGUGAGUGAGAUCCUUGUAUCCUCAUUGUACCAUAAAUAAACCCUAUUGAAGUAUC
Daphnia carinata is the source of this 3405-nucleotide messenger RNA. It is a transcript of the gene Evi5, whose product is annotated as ecotropic viral integration site 5 ortholog-like. Lineage: Eukaryota; Metazoa; Arthropoda; Branchiopoda; Diplostraca; Daphniidae. The transcript is spliced from 18 exons. The record is from RefSeq and is a predicted model, not a curated record. The coding region runs from base 271 to 3021 and encodes 916 amino acids.